UAUGGUGCUUCUGACAUGGUGGGAGGAGCAGAAAGAGCUGCGAGCGUGGGAGAAGGUGGUUCAAGUGCCAACCACAUCGACACAAACGCACUUCUUAUGCUGUGCGUAGUCAGUGGCCCUCGUCAGCCGCUGACCUUGUCUGCAACGUCCCUCGGCAUCAGUCGCAUCAUUGCGAUGGGAAGCGAAGGAGGCCUGGUUCGAAAGUAUCACGCGGAAAUCUUCAUACGGCGAGCUGGCCUUUCAGAAUUAUACGAAUCGUGCUCUUCCAUUUUCUCACUUACUAGGGUGUUCAUUCCAGAGCACGCUCCGUUGUAGCUUUUCUGCACCCUCUAAGUACUUGAGCAAUGCCUUGACAGCUACUUCCUGAUUCGCG
Molecule: messenger RNA, 373 nt
Organism: Mycena citricolor
Lineage: Eukaryota; Fungi; Basidiomycota; Agaricomycetes; Agaricales; Mycenaceae
Source: the annotation of a GenBank genome assembly